ACUUCCUACUUCCGGUAAUUUCGAAGAAGGUGAAGAAAGUUUGCCAAAGACAAGCGUUUCCUGAAUGUUUUUACCGCAGCCAUGAGCUGCUUCGUUUAUCUUGCAGUUUUCACUUUGGUCCUGUGUGGAAAUGUGUUUGCGCAGGAUCCCGAGAUUGUGGAUGAGAUUUGGCCUGAGGUCCAGCCCCUGGGACGUACAGGUCGUCUCAACUGCACCGUAGCCAAGCUGGGCAAUAAUAUGGUGGAGUGGUACCAUGAAGAUUCAGCGCAGACCAUCUCCAUUGCUGAGACAAUUGACGUGCAGCUGAAUCCGAUGAUGGGCGGUUUGAAAAAAUACGAGGUGCGUGUACGUCGUAAGGACGACCGGCAGACCCACAUGCUGAUCGUUCGACGCUUACGACAGCAAGAUGCCGGUACCUACAUCUGCAAAAUUCGAGUGGUAGGGAAACCGGAAAACCGCUGGACGAAAAAGAAAGGGCAGCUGACAGUUCAAGUGGCUCCAACCAUCCGUGACGGACCAACCACGGCGGUACUUGAGGUAUCAAAUGGAGCUAAUUCCAGUCUCCGCUGCCAGGCAACAGGCAUUCCUUAUCCCAACAUCACGUGGACACGAUCAGAUGGUGGCCUCCUGCCCCUCGUAAACCCCGUCGCUCAAUACAGGAGCCCAGAGUUGCCACUGGUCAACGUAAAUGUUCAUCACAUGGGCGUGUAUCGCUGUGUCGCGGACAACAAUAUCAAGCCACCAGCAGAGCACUUGGCCGAGUUGCGCGUGUUCCACGCUCCGAUAACACGUGUGGUGCAGAACUCUGUAGGCCAAGCACAGAACAGACGGUUCAGUGCCAAGUUGGAAUGUAUUGUGCAAGGUCACCCCGAACCAACACUCACUUUCAAGAGACGAGCUGGCAUAGAAAUCCUAGCUAUAUCCGAUGACGACAAGUUUGAGGUCAACAAACAGACGACGGAUAACCAGAACCUCAAGGCCAUGGAGCAGUGGUACACGCUCAAGGUGAAGAACGUGCAGGCAAAUGACUACACAGACUACUACUGUGUGGCAAACAAUGUUUUUGGCUCUGCCAACUCCACCAUCAAACUUUUUGAAACCACCGAGUGCCAAGGCUCCAACUGUCCCUCACUCCCGCCAUCACGAGCAUGUUCCACAGCAGCAUCUGUGUUUGUCACCGUUUUUGUCGGAAUUCUGUCGUAUUUGUACUGUUCAUAGUAAUAAAAUAGUAAUGUCCAGACUUACGAGAAAUUUGACUUGGCUCAAACCCCUUCAAUGCCAUGUUAACAUUCCUGGUACAUCACGGAAGUGCACACCUUGGCAUACUGCGAAAAACAAAACUUGUAUCAAAAAAGUUAAAAGCAGCUAUUUCUAAUGAUUUACUUCUGAUUUUAUACGUACCGAAUUUGCCUCAAAGUUGUUUUUGGUGAUUGUCUUUGAUCAUCGAGUCUGCAUAAAGAUGGUCUGAUUGUUAUAACCUAAUCUAAAAUGUUAAGCGGACUUUACAUUUGAUUCGUGAAUAGACCAGUAGCACAUCAGCAGGAGGUGCAGCGACGCCUCUGAAACUAGGAUAGCCAGAAUAAGCCAUCUCUGUUAAGAAUUAUUGUAGGAACAUGAAGAUGUGCCUUAUCUCAAUGACCCUGGGUGGAUGACAGGAGCGUCCAGUAAAACUGGUCCAGUCCUAGGGUGGAUGGUUUCCGCAUCCGAUCAGAUUGCAGUUGCAUGAAGUAUAACUUGGAAUGCGAUCGCUUUCGGAUCCUGAGUAGGUAUUUUAACCCAGAAAUUCUAGAUAAAUGUAUAAACUAUUUCCUCUUUCACUUUGACUGAGUUUUGGCCAUAUUAUAUACAUUUUUCGAGUAUUAUAUCUUGUUAUGUAUUUCACAAAGUCUUUAAAAAAUGUCCUUCAAAACGUGGAAAAUAAUUCCAGGGGUAAAGAGUUUAGAGUGAAACGAAAUUCACAGUAAGAUUUUGGAUAUAAUUUUAAAAUUUCUAUGUCUUGUUACAUUCUGAAGCUGCUUUCAUUUGUACAGUCCAUGAUUUCAUUCCCCAUUUGUAUAUAUAGAAGCAUAAAAUAAGCACAAUGAGUGUUCUCGGUUGAGUUAUGGCUUGAAUGAACGUCAAGUUUUUUUUCCUAAUCUCAAUACUCCAGAAGCAGUAGCGCAAAGCACGGAAAAACGGGAUCAAGUGGAACAAUAUCUAGAGGCGAGCCCGACAUAGGGGAAAGAGUUGUGCCUUGUUUGUUGCCUAUACCCUAGUGCAGAGUCAGAAAGGCAGGGAUGAUGUUUAUGAAAAGCACAGUGCAACUUAUGUAGUUUCCAAAAGCGAUGUAUGACCGAUCUGCUAUUGUUUUUCUUACUGGUCAUAACCUACAGAGCUGUAUUUUCUCAGUGAGUGAGCGGAGACUUGUCAAGUUAUUUUUAAUGGUCUGUUUGUUUUUGUUUUACUUUUAAUUGGAUGAAUUUGUAAAAGAUAUAUUUUGUUGUCUUCGAUUACAUUUGAAAAACUACAAAAAAAAGCAAAAUGUAGUCUGUAGUCAUACAUUUAUUCAGUUUGAAGUUCUGCAGGACUUUACAACUUUUAUGAUAAGCCAGUUGAAUUUGAAGGUGGGGUUGGUAGCAUAGUGGAUAGCUCGCGGGUUGGAGCCUUAGCUCAAUCCAGCAUUGCAUCCUUGGGAAAGGGCACUUUACACCAAUUUUGUUUUAUUUGGUCCUAUUGAAGGUUGAUGGUACACUCUGAGUUCUCGCCUCUUAAAUAACCUGAUAGUGUUGAUAGGGCAUAUUUUGUAGAUGAUGUUGUUGGACCAUAUUUUUAGAAAAUGAAACAAAAAUUCCAUAUCUCUCUGUUGUGUUACAUCUGAAUGACCUAUGCUGGGGUACUCCAUUAGCUGUGUUGUUAGUGUCAGACUGGACUUAUUAUGUGGUUGUGCGGGUUCGAAUCCCGCAAAGGAUCACUCUGCUGUAAGACUCGACUUCUUUGAGGGCGUUUCCACUCGUAUGACUACAGAUGAGAUUUUUUUCAUCCGGGGUCCUGUUUCUGAAGUCAUCAUACUGAGUUAAGACUUGGGUCAUACCAUGAAUCCUCUUACAUGUAGUCUUUUUACUUAGAGUAAAGGGAAAUUUACUGAACAAAAACUUUUUUUCUUUAGUGUUGCCUGUGAAAAGUACCGUGCCGGUGUCUUACAUUCCUUUUUAUACGAAAAAAAAGACUGUUUUCUGAUGCUGAUUCACAACCCGAAACUAUGCUCUUUAUAAUUAAUACGGCCGCUCAUUUCAUUCCCCUGCAGUUGUGCUGCAUUACUGUAAAUAUGCUCCUUGUCAUGCACCAGAAUUUUUGCUGCUGAGGCCAUACAUAAAGUUCUUCACAUUCAGUUGAUUUCCAUUCCAUCGAUUGAUAUGUAGAUUUCUGUUGCUGCUCAUGUAGUGAUAGAGGAGGAGGAAAAAACCAUAUUAUAAUCUUAGCCGCAGAUCUGAUGUCGUAUUUGUACUCAAGGAAACAUGUGAUCUGGAUAGUUUCUUUGUCUCGCUAAAAUGUGAACAAAUGCUUUGUGUUUAGUUAAUCUACCUUUAAAAAAAAAUCUGCAGGGAUUUUUCUUCUAUUUUUUUUCUCCACAAGCUAUAAUGAAUCUCUCUCUCUUAUAUAUUCAAUAGAGUUUGGUCAAAUUGAACACGUGGAAACAGUAUGAAAAUUUAAUUCCCUAAUUUUGUUCUUCUGUUUAAGCUUUCUUGCUAAAUCGAAGAAUUCAUGGCAGCCCCUCAGAUUUCAGUUUGAACAGACUCAAGUGUAUAUAUAUAUAUAUAUACCUUCUGGAAUACUCCUUUUAUUAUUUCUCUCUCAGUCCCUCCUUUUAUUAUAAAACUGCCUUACUGCAGUCGCGCUCUUUUACACUCUCUCUCUCUCUCUCUCUCUCUCUCUCUCUCUCUCUCUCUCUCUCUCUCUCUCUCUCUCUCUCUCUCUCUUUUUUUUUAUUGAUGAUACUCCCUUACUUCAAUGAAUACUCCCAUUCUAUUUACAGAUCUAUGUAUGCCAUGGACAGCCAUAAAAAAAAAAUCAGGAUUCUUUCACUUAAAAAUGUUUAUUGUGUGUAAAUAUUCUGCACUCAUCCUCCUAGCAAACAAACAACUCUCCACCUUCUUAAUAAAGGACAUGUAUUUUAUACAGUUCUGUACACAUUCAUCUGAUCUUUAAUGCCAUUAAACAUGUUGAUUUUUUUAUGGACGAACGGUACCAAUGAUCAUGUUGUGUGAACGGACGUAUGUCGUGUGAAAUGAGAGAGACUGUCGAGCAUCAGAUUUAGAGAAAGGAGAACCCAUUGUUGCUUUGACAUUGUUUUUUUAAACCUGUGCAUUCCCAUUAUGUCCAUUCCCUCCUUUUUGUAUUUUAUGUUAGAAAUCAUAGGAAAUGAGAAAAAUAUUUCUAAGAUGGUUAGAAAUAAGAUGAUAAGAAGACUGGAGUUCUUAAUUCUAUUCCAUAGCCUCUUGAAUGGACUAACAGUGUUGUUAAAUCCGUAAAACCUAUACCAUUUCAACAUUUUUUACUCAAUUCUACUUUUUUUUUUUAAUUUGUCAUUUCAUUCUAGAAUUUUCAGCUGGAGACAUAGAUGAUCUUUUACUAAAUUUAGAGGUUUGCGGAUCUUGCAUCUUAUUAUAAUGUAAUCUAAAUCUGAAAUUGUCUUUUUUUAAAAAGUGUCAAGUUUCUGAAUGGUCAUAUUGUUUUUUAUACCAUGAGUUUUUAAUUCUCUCAACCUGAUAGUUUAAGAUUUUGAUGAUUCUGGUUUUAGUUGAUGAACAUGUAGGCCCUAUUUGCUUUAUCAUAAUAAUGGACCAUGAUUUUCAUAAAAAUAAAACGUUGUAUUUUUAAA
Aplysia californica (California sea hare) is the source of this 4858-nucleotide messenger RNA. Its product is annotated as lachesin. The transcript has 8 exons. Bases 82 to 1218 code for a protein of 378 amino acids. The record is from RefSeq and is a predicted model, not a curated record. Lineage: Eukaryota; Metazoa; Mollusca; Gastropoda; Aplysiida; Aplysiidae. Gene Ontology annotation, cellular component: neuron projection.